Messenger RNA from Phytophthora nicotianae INRA-310, 1956 nucleotides. RefSeq lists its product as hypothetical. The transcript has 3 exons. Bases 217 to 1782 code for a protein of 521 amino acids. The record is from RefSeq and is a predicted model, not a curated record. Lineage: Eukaryota; Oomycota; Peronosporomycetes; Peronosporales; Peronosporaceae. Gene Ontology annotation, molecular function: metal ion binding; acid phosphatase activity.
CAACUGAUCUGCAACGCAAUGCUAUGUUGCUCUAGCGCGCGUCUCAGUUCCUGUUUUGGCACUCGUUCCUGAUUAGGUGAGGACGAUUCCAGCUGGUGCUGUGUUCGCGCCAUCUUGCUCUGCUCCAGGAGGACGAAGAUUCACGCUAUGAAUCUCUCCUGCUUCCUCGACGACCGCUAUCACUGUCACGCCUAGCGCACUUUAGGUUUUCCGGUCAUGAAGAAGAUGAACCCAUAUGAAGCGGCAGUUACACCAGAAAUCGUGACGCUAGCCACAUACGGCUCCACGAUUCGCCCACGUGCCAACUCGAGCCACAGUCGCACCACCAACAAGGAGCGGAAAAGCUCAGAUGCUCCGCUAAUACAGGCUAAAGUAAGCUCAACUCCGCGCAACAAGAUGACGGUUGUCGGUGCCUCCAUGCUGCUCUUCGCGUCAGCCUUCGCGCUGGUUAAUAUGGCUCGGAUCCCCGUUUACGAUGUGGAUCUAAUGAGCACGAACUCAAUGCCUGUGGCACCAUCGACGGACCCCGCGCCGCCUUCUCAGAUCCACGUCGCAUUUGCUGAGGAAGUGGAAGUCAAGGGUUAUUCAGCUAUUAGGACAGUGAAUACGGCGGCGCUCGAGAUCCGGUUGGGUAUGACAAUUUCAUGGGCGACGAAUAUGAAGACUAGAACGUCCUCGGUGCGCUACGGAUUGUCCAAGGACGACCUGUCGAUGGUGCAGCAAUCCAUGGAACCCUGCGAGCAAUACGACUUCUGCUCGUAUACGUCGCCGUGGCUGCACCAUGUGACCAUCCCCGGUGACAAACUCGAGCCUAACACAAAUUACUACUACCGAUGCGGAGAUGAAACUGGAGGGUGGAGCGCCGUGUAUUCAUUCAAGACGGCUGUACCGGUUGGAAAUGAGGCCCCGCAGACAUUCGGUGUUAUUGGAGAUCUCGGUCAAACCGAGUACUCGCAGCAGACCAUUCGUCACCUCAGUAGUUAUCACUCCAAGAUGAGUGCUAUCGUCUGUGCUGGUGAUCUGUCGUAUGCAGACAGUGAGCAGUACCGAUGGGAUCGGUGGGGAGAACUCAUCGAGCCGCUGAUCGCCCGCAUGCCUUGGAUGAUUGCACCGGGCAACCACGAAGUGGAACGUCCUUGUCAAUCGGAUGUGAGCGAGUUCGUAGCGUAUCAGACACGUUUCCGCAUGCCGUACGAUCGAAAGGACGUUCUUCAGCGUCGCAAUUUAUACUAUGGAUUCCGCGUUGGCCUCGUGCAUUUCAUCAUCGUGACGCCAUACGUCGACUCAACUCCGACAUCGCUGCAGUAUGAGUGGGUACAGCAAGAGUUCCAGCGUGUUGACCGUAGCGCCACCCCUUGGCUGGUGGUGAUCAUGCAUGGGCCAUGGUAUAACAGCAACACAGCGCACCAGGGACUCGAACCGCACAUGAUCAUGAAGAAUAAUAUGGAAGACAUUCUGUACCGGAACAAGGUGGACGUCGUGGUCGCAGGACAUGUCCACGCCUAUGAACGUAGUCAUCCUGUUUACAAGGAGAAGGUAGUUGAAGACGGCCCAGUUUUCGUCGUGCUCGGCGACGCCGGUAACCGCGAAGGUCUGGCUCCGACAUACUUCGACCCGCAGCCGGAAUGGUCGGCUUUCCGCCAGGCAGAUUACGGAUUCUCGCUACUGAAUGUGGUUAACCGCACGCAUGCGAGCAUGCAGUGGUUCGAGGAUCGAGCGGAGGGCGACGCUGUCCUUCGCGACACUGUCAGUCUAACUACGUCCAAGUACCGAUCCGGAUAAAGAUCGAGAUUAAAAAGUUACCUCGCAGCAGCAAGAUUCUUGUCCGCUACCGCUGAGCUUGUUUUACGGGAUGCUUCAAUUAGGACUCGUGCAGUGACGAAAUUAUUAACUAUUGAAAAGUACGAUAUCGAAAUAUUGUUGCUUGCAAACAAAUAUAUUCUAUACUAUACUACU